AUGAGUUCUGAUCAGGUCAGCGUUCCCCCGAGUUAUGAUUUGCAAUAUGUCCACUAAGUAUCAGUCCUACCCAGCAGGCGAUCAGGCUCAUGAACCAAAAAUUGUCGGGCAUGUAUCGCCGGACCACCACCUUGUCGCUCAACUCGCCUUCGCCGGCCCCGUCCUCGCCCCUGGCCAGCAGCACGAACAGUCUGGGUAACGACGAUGACUCCACCUCUGGAACCACGGGUGACGGUUCUACCUCGGCUCUUUCGACUGUAGAAACUUCGGAAGCUCCCGUAGCCUCCACUUCAGCCUCUCCCUCUACCUUGGCCCCUUCAUCCUCCUCGGGCCAAGCCACUCCUACCUCCUCCUCAUCCACGACCAAACGCAAGCUCAGAUCAGCCCGAACCUCAAAUGAUCCAACCUCGACCCCGAAGCGACUCAAACCCUCCGCCUCAGCCGGGAUCGCUCAAGCCCAUCUCCCUCCGACGACCCGACUGAGCGACCUCGGCGGCGUCGACAAGUGCAUCGAAUCCAUGUUGGAACUCGUCGCUUUGCCUCUGUGUCAUCCCGAGGUGUAUUUGCAUACCGGAGUUAGACCACCGAGGGGUGUGCUGUUGGUUGGUCCUCCGGGGUGCGGAAAGACGAUGUUGGCCGGUGCGAUUGCCGGAGUGAGUGGUGGCAAGACUCGACCUUUUUCUGCUCUGGAGUUUGAACUGAUUUCAAGAGCUGGCCCCCACUUUCAGGAAUUGGCCGUCCCCUUCAUUUCCAUCUCGGCACCGUCGAUCGUCUCGGGCAUGUCGGGAGAAUCCGAAAAAACAUUACGGGAAACGUUCGAGGAAGCGGCAGUGAGUCUCCGGAUUUCAGGCUCAAUGUGUGCUAAUGACGUACAAGGCUGACUUGAUUUGGCGACUACAGAAACUCGCACCGUGCAUUUUGUUCAUCGACGAGAUUGAUGCCAUCACGCCCAAGCGAGAGACGGCACAACGAGAGAUGGAGAGGAGGAUCGUCGCUCAGCUUUUGACCUGCAUGGAUGGUGAGUCCGCAUCCAUCGUUCACAAAUAUCGCCAAUCCCAAGCUCAUAUCACGAGAAUCUACUUCUCAGACCUCGCAUGGGACAAGACCGAUAACAAACCCGUCAUGAUCCUCGGAGCAACCAAUCGACCCGACUCCUUGGACCCAGCCUUACGACGAGCCGGUCGAUUCGAUGCCGAAAUCACCAUGGGUGUUCCCGAUGAAGCAGGGCGUGAACGUAUCCUAAGGGUACUCAUGGCCAAACUCCGACUCUCGGGGGACUUUGAUUACGCAUUUUUGGCCAAGUCGACUCCGGGUUACGUCGGCGCGGAUUUGAGUGCUUUGACGGGUGCGGCGGGGGUGAUUGCGGUCAAGAGGAUCUUUGAACGGUUCGGACAAGAUGCACCGAGGAUUCUGGGGACGGUUUCAAUUGCGGAGGGUGAAGGGCAGGGUGAACUGGUGGAGUCGAUGGGGGAGGAAAUGAUGAUCGACAGCGAAGCGCCAAUAUCGGAACCACCGUCAGGAACGACGACGCCGAACCUACAGGCCGCGGUCGAAGGCAGUGGUAAAGACACCUCCUUGACGAUCCCGCCUUUCUCAUCCUUACCACCGUCACUCGCCGCGCUGCCCAUCGCCUCGUUCCUCCAAGCCCACCCCUCCGCUCUGACCGAAGACGAACUGUCGUCCCUCUGCCUCACGAACGAAGACUUCACCGCCGCUCUGUCGGUCGUACAACCCUCAUCUCAACGCGAGGGUUUCACAACCGUACCCAACGUCACCUGGGCCGACCUCGGUGCCCUCCAACAAAUCAGGGAAGAGAUGCGUAUGGCGAUCGUUCGGCCCAUCCGUCGACCCGAAGUCUUCGCCUCAUUAGGCAUCCAAGCCCCCUGCGGUGUCCUCCUCUGGGGUCCCCCAGGUUGCGGGAAAACCCUCCUCGCCAAAGCGGUGGCGAACGAAUCCCGCGCCAACUUUAUCAGUAUCAAAGGGCCCGAAUUGCUCAACAAGUACGUCGGUGAAUCCGAACGAGCCGUUCGACAAGUCUUUGCCCGUGCUCGAGCUUCCUCCCCUUGCAUCAUCUUUUUCGACGAAUUGGACGCGCUCGUCCCUCGUCGUGAUGAUUCUUUAUCCGAGUCCUCGGCACGGGUCGUGAACACGUUGUUGACCGAAUUGGACGGAUUGGAACCUCGGAAACAAGUUUUCGUCAUCGGAGCAACGAACCGACCGGACAUCCUGGAUCCCGCGAUGGUUCGACCCGGUCGCCUCGAUAAACUGCUCUACGUCGAUUUACCGACCAAAGAAGAACGCAUCGACAUCCUGCGCGCACAAACGAACAAGACACCUUUGGGUCCGGAUGUUGAUUUGGCGUCGAUCGCUUUGGAUUCGAGAUGCGAUGGAUUCUCCGGAGCCGAUCUCAGUGCUUUGGUUAGGGAAGCGGCGGUAAUGGCCUUAAGGGACGUCUUUGAUCGGGUUGAUUUUCAAGACGAAAAUCCUUCCGACUUGGCCUCGAACGUGCCUCUGUUCCCGAAAGGUGCGCCACAAAUUACAGUGGAGAUGAGGCAUUUCCUCGUCGCUUUGGGGAGGACGAACCCGAGUGUUAGUGUGGCGCAGAGGAAGAGGUUCAAGGCUUUGCGAGCCAAGUUCGCGGGACAACCUGUCGGGCACGGCAAGGAGACGGCGGAGGAGUUGGGUGGUGAGCAAGCUAGUUCAGAAGGAGCUGCCACUGCUAUUGGAGCUGGGGAGCCCGUUGCGGCUUGA
This is a messenger RNA of Microbotryum saponariae, 2751 nucleotides long. NCBI's taxonomy places the organism in Eukaryota, Fungi, Basidiomycota, Microbotryomycetes, Microbotryales, Microbotryaceae. The record is from the annotation of a GenBank genome assembly.